Molecule: messenger RNA, 291 nt
Organism: Acaulospora colombiana
Lineage: Eukaryota; Fungi; Glomeromycota; Glomeromycetes; Diversisporales; Acaulosporaceae
Source: the annotation of a GenBank genome assembly
AUGCCUUCUACCUUUUUCACUUACCUUUUAUUCACCUACCUUUUGCCUGCUUUUACUGAAUCCAGUGGCGAGGAAGAAAACGAUGAUGACGAUGACGGGGUCGAAGAGCAUAGGUAUACUGAAUCCAGUGGCGAGGAAGAAAACGAGGAUGACGAUGACGGGGUCGAAAGAGCGUCUUCCUCGACAUCAAAUAGAUAUGAGCUUGGUCAAAAAGAGGAAGAAUUUUUAGAAAAGGAUCAAUCUCUAUUGGAAUUUCACUUAUUAUUGGAAAACUAUGAACCAUAUAUUUGA